AUGGAUGAAUGUGCACAGGAACCGAUUGAGGACUUCAAGCUGGAACAAAGAGUGCUGUACAAGGACCAGCAUCUUGAAGAGUGGCUGUUUGACUUUGGGUUUGUUAUGCCUGGGUCAACCAACACGUGGCAGUCUGUCAUUGAAGCGGCGCCGCAGUCCCAGAUGAUGCCCGCCAGCGCCCUCAGCGGGAAUGUCGUGAUUGAGACAAAGUUUCUUGAUGGGGACGAACUCGUGAGCACUUCCCGCGUCCGCAUCUUCUACGUCUGAACACACACACACACACACACACACACACACACACACACACACACACACACACACACACACACACACAUCUCCACAUCCUGCUGUUGCUGCCUCUUUGUUGGUGCGCUUGCUUGCUGCCGACACAAUGUGUUAUAUUUGAUGCUUUUCUCUCUGGUGUCAGGGAACGCUUUGUCUGCUGUCUUGUUGCCGUUGUCACGUUCAUGCACAUGUGUUGCUGUUGUCUCGUGUUUCCGUCGUUCACUGUUUUGUGCGUCGCGGUGGCACGACUGUCAUAUGUACAGCAAGAAAACAGAA
This is a messenger RNA of Salpingoeca rosetta, 561 nucleotides long. RefSeq names its product cGMP-specific rod phosphodiesterase 6D delta. Gene Ontology annotation, cellular component: cytoplasm. NCBI's taxonomy places the organism in Eukaryota, Choanoflagellata, Craspedida, Salpingoecidae. The record is from RefSeq and is a predicted model, not a curated record. The coding region runs from base 1 to 267 and encodes 88 amino acids. The transcript is spliced from 3 exons.